Striga hermonthica is the source of this 1267-nucleotide messenger RNA. Lineage: Eukaryota; Viridiplantae; Streptophyta; Magnoliopsida; Lamiales; Orobanchaceae. The record is from the annotation of a GenBank genome assembly.
CCACUCAACAACUGGAUCUGGAAGCCAUGGCCAAAAUAAUCAAGGCAGCAACUCAUCUUCACUUGUUUUCCCUCAAAGCCAGUUAAUAUCCACCAAACUUGAUGAAGGAAAUUUUUUUAUCUGGAAGCAGCAGGUGUUAACCACCAUAAGAGGGUACGGGUUGGAACAAUACAUCAGCCGUGAAGCAUCUCCUCCUUCCCAGUACACCAUAGAUCCAGAUUCACAUCAAUCAGUCAUCAAUGGUGAUUUCCUUCUUUGGCAAAGACAAGACCAGUUGCUUGCAUCAUGGCUUCUAUCCUCCCUCAGUGAAGGGAUCUUGAUUCAAACUGUUGGGCUAAACACCGCUAGAGAGAUCUGGCACUUUCUUGAAACCAGUUUUUCAAGCCAGACCACAGCCAAGUUGAUGCAGUAUAAGAUCCAACUGCAAGGUCUGAAAAAGAACAACUUAACCAUGUCUCAAUAUUUAAAUCAGAUGAAAGUUUGCUUUGAUUAUCUUGCCUCAGCUGGCCAACCGGUUAAAGAAGGAGACAAAAUUAUUCACAUACUCAGUGGUCUAGGAACUGAAUAUGAUGCAGUGAUGGUAUCAGUCACUUCAAGAGUUGAACCAUACACUGUACCUGAAAUACAAGCCUUGCUCUUGAGUUAUGAAUCUAGGCUGGAAUUCAAUGCAAGAUUGACAUCUAAUGUCUAUGUUGAAGGGUCACAGCCCUCAGUCAACACAGCUGUCCAAGCCUCUCAAAAGAAAAUUUUUUCAAAUGACCAAUCCAAAGGAGGCUUCAGAGGAUCACCUAACAAUAGAGGAGGUAGAUCAGGUGGUAGAAGCUAUAGAGGUAGAGGAGGCAGGUUUCAAGGAAGUAGGCCAAUCUGUCAAGUUUGCAAAGUGGCAGGUCACACAGCUGAUAGGUGCUGGUACAGAUUUGAUCAGACCUACACUCCACAGCAACAACAGCACAACAACAACACUCAGGCCAACAGAAACCCCUCUCGCAACUUAACUCAGUAUGCCAACUCCUCAGCUGCUUCUGACUUUGGAAAUGAAGGCAUAUGGUACCCUGACUCUGGUGCCUCAGCUCAUGUGACCAAUGAGCUAGCUAACAUGAAUCUAGCAUCAGAGUAUAGUGGCACAAGCAGACUUCAAGUUGGAAAUGGAGCAAGAGUCCCUAUAAACCAUAUUGGUAAUGGAUUUCUUAAAUCUUUAAGCAAUAACAAAGCUUUUCUACUUAAAGAACUGCUGCAUGUCCCUAACAUAACAAAGAAUCUAAUCAGU